Molecule: messenger RNA, 1170 nt
Organism: Puccinia triticina
Lineage: Eukaryota; Fungi; Basidiomycota; Pucciniomycetes; Pucciniales; Pucciniaceae
Exons: 4
Coding region: 1-1170 (389 amino acids)
Source: RefSeq, a predicted model, not a curated record
AUGAUGAACCCCCCACGCAACAUUACCUUGCCCCCCCAGGACUUGGCGCAUCCCGCACAUCCCACCUCUUGCCGCCAUUCUUGUUGCCAGCAAGAGUCGCGAGACCAGAAGGCUUAUCAGCCCACCCGAAACUCACAGUAUCCCAGUCCAACUAGCGCCAUGGAGGCGCCAAGGUCUGCGGAUACCUCUCAUGGAUCACUCCCGUCUGGCAGUCCAGUAUCUCCCAACGAGCCCGUGUACAAGUAUGCUUCGGCGUCCUCCAGUGAGGCCUCUCCCCGUGCAGAAUACACCUAUUCUUUGAAGAUCGUACAACAGCCCAUACAUUCCCGCAUGGUAGGAAGUGGAGACAAGGCCGAUCGUCGACCCCUCGAUCCUCCGCCGGUCUUGAAGUUCGAGGUGUCGCAGUCUGCGAACGCGAGUCAGUCGAGUGUAGACCUCACUUUACUACGCUCGCCGUACUUCAUGUGCUACUGCACUUUAUGUGAAGCCACUGCACCCUAUAAAGAACUCUACGGGAUUCCACAUACAAAUAAGUCGUACAUGGUCGGCAGUAUCGUCUCUUCCAUGUUCCAGCUUCGGGCGGGCAAAAAGACCAGCGGAAUAACCGAGGGACAUUACUUUGUCUUUCACGACGUAGGAGUACGCGUUGAGGGAGCCUAUCGCUUCAAGUUCAGUGUAUACGAAAUCGUGGACCGUAAGGUCUAUCUUUGCAAAUCGACCAUGAGCGAAAAAUUUCGAGUCUAUCCGGCCAAGAGCUUCCCGGGCAUGGAUACGUCGACCGACAUCUCGAACCUGUUCGCUUCCCAAGGCAUGAGGAUGAGGGUGAGAACCAAGAACCUAAACGUGCCCGUCUUAAACGAGAAUUUCAAGGCAGUGGCGGCUGGUUCGAAAAAGACACAACGCAAGAGAAGGAUAUCCGAAGACGAUAGUGAGAAGGCCAUCUCCCCACGACAUCCAGUCCAACCUCCCCAGCUGGCGAGUGACAACCAACCUCACUUUUACCCCUUCCCGCCCGCCAUUAAAUCUCUGUCCCCCCCUCAACUCUGUCCAAGGCUGGAAGGAAACAGGAAAAAAAUGAAGCUUCCUUCUGUGGAAGGGUUUCUAAAGGGCGAGAAACCCGAAUCGGUCUCACGAAACUCUCUUUGGUUAAAAGAUCCGCCAAGUAGAUAA